GCGGGAAAAAAGUUCGGAAGUCUUUUACAAAUAUUUUGUUAUUUUUAUACUGGUUUAGUGAUUUGUUUUAUUUAAGGAAUAAAAUGCAUUAUUUAUUGUUAAUGCUCUUCUCAGCGGGUUUAGUGUUGUGCCAAGAUCACAUCAUCAGAAACGACUUUGACGGCCCACAUCCUGAUGGCUCUUACAGAUGGGCUCUGCAAACUGAGGGUGGUAUCUAUCACGAGCAGCGUGGUGAACAGCAGCCGGGGCUGGUGGUGGAAGGCCAGUACCAGUAUACCGCGCCUGAUGGACAGAUAAUCCACGUGCUGUACAAGGCUGACGAGCACGGGUUCCACGCGGAGGGGGCGCACAUACCUACCCCUCCACCUAUCCCACCCGCGAUACAAAGGGCGCUGGAUUACCUCGCUACCUUACCCCCUAACACCCAAUAAUACCUAAGUCUGCACUUUGAUUAGUGCUAGUUAGUGAGAAUUUGUCUUUGGUCAUGUAAGAAGAUUGGAAUGUUUUAAUUAGACAUGAAUAAAUUAGCUUUGAAUCAGUUUAACAUAAAGAGUUCAAAAAUAUAUAGAAGAGACUUAGUUAACACUUCACUUGACAUUUUCAUCGCGCCAUCUAUUGAUUGAUCUCUGAAAACAUUAUUUAAAUUUAU
Messenger RNA from Papilio polytes (common Mormon), 649 nucleotides. It is a transcript of the gene CPR51, whose product is annotated as endocuticle structural glycoprotein ABD-4-like. The transcript is spliced from 4 exons. Gene Ontology annotation, cellular component: chitin-based extracellular matrix. Lineage: Eukaryota; Metazoa; Arthropoda; Insecta; Lepidoptera; Papilionidae. The record is from RefSeq and is a predicted model, not a curated record. Gene Ontology annotation, molecular function: structural constituent of chitin-based larval cuticle. The coding region runs from base 84 to 431 and encodes 115 amino acids.